Phaedon cochleariae (mustard beetle) is the source of this 878-nucleotide messenger RNA. The record is from the annotation of a GenBank genome assembly. NCBI's taxonomy places the organism in Eukaryota, Metazoa, Arthropoda, Insecta, Coleoptera, Chrysomelidae.
UUGUUGGCAACACUGAACAGAUGGCAGCUGGUUGACAAGAUGAAAGAUGACAACUUGACAACUAAGAUCUGUCAACAGUACAACUCUAACCUCUAUAUUCUCUCUCGAAGUUUGUAUUUUAAUUACUAUGUUGAAAAACAUAAUCCGAUAUCCAUUUAAUAAUUUAAAUAGUGUACGCAAAUUGUCAGCAUUGUCACAAAGUCAAGCUGAUCACAAAGGUUUUGUAGAAAUCACAAGAGAUGAAGCACUACAGCAUCCUGAUUAUUUUAGUGUUCAUAACUUGUUCACAGUAAAAGAUUUAUUUGAUGCUCGAGUUCAUUAUGGACACAAAGAAGGAUCGUUGGAUGAAAGAAUGCUUCCUUACAUAUAUGGAAGUAGAUUAGGUCAUGUUGUUUUUGAUCUGGAUAAGACUGCCGAACAUCUCAGACAAGCACUAAAUAUAGCAGCACAUAUAGCAUACAGGGGUGGCAUAAUAUUAUUUUUUUUGAGAGGCUCACAAAAUUCUCAUAUUGUUGAGUGUACAGCUAAAGAAUGUAAUGAGUAUGCACACACUAGGUUCUGGAGAGGUGGAAUUUUCACAAAUUCAGAAAAGCAGUUUGGGGCAGUUACCAGGUUACCUGAUCUAUGUAUUUUUCUCAACACUCUGAAUAAUGUAUUAACUCAGCAUACAGCUAUUAGAGAUGCAGCCAAAAUGGCCAUAGCAACAAUUGGUAUUGUGGAUUCAAAUUGCAAUCCUAAUUUAAUAACCUAUCCAGUACCUGGAAAUGAUGAUUCACCUAUUGCAAUUGAAUUUUAUUGUAAGUUAUUCAAAAAUGCAAUUAUGAGAGGUAAACAGAAAAGACUUGAGCAUCAAUAAUAAAUUUAUUAGAAUAUGAUUG